GAGUCACCGGCGUUGUUGACGUCACUCGAGCUCUGAAAAUGGCUGAGUCGGAAGAGGAGGUGGAUGUCUUGGUCCAGAGAGUUGUGAAAGAUAUCAAUAACGCUUUUAAAAGAAACCCGAACAUUGAUGAAAUCGGCCUGAUUCCGUGCCCCGAAGCCCGGUACAACAGAAGCCCCAUCGUCCUGGUGGAGAAUAAGCUGGGAGUGGAGAGCUGGUGUGUCAAGUUUCUGCUGCCCUAUGUGCAUAAUAAACUCCUGCUGUACAGGCAGAGAAAGCAGUGGCUCGAUCGGGAAGACCGGCGUUGCAGAAAAAGUGACUUCUCUCUCUUCUUAUCUUCAAGCACUGGUAGAUAUAACCUGCACAUUGCUUCUCUUAAACCCAGAUUUCACCACUGCGUGGAAUGUCAGGAAAGAGCUCCUGCAGUGUGGCGUGUUAAACCCAGAGAAAGACCUUUACCUGGUUAAACUAGCACUAUCUAAGCAUCCUAAAAGCCCAGAGACAUGGAUACACAGGCGCUGGGUGUUGCAGUGGCUGCAGAAAGAGGGCUCUCCCUCUGAACAAGAACAGAAGGAUCAUACUGAACCCAGAGAAGAUGCUGUGAGGAGACCGUGUGAGAGGCUGCAGAGAGCCUUGCAGGAGGAAAUGAGGCUCUGUGCAGACGCGGCCGGUCGUUACCCCAGCAACUAUAAUGCCUGGUCCCAUCGCAUCUGGGUAUUGCAAAACAUGGCUAAAGGAAAUGUAAAGGUUCUGCAUGAUGAGCUGUCCUCCACCCGACUGUGGGUGUCCAUGCACGUGUCCGAUCACAGCGGCUUCCACUACCGUCAACACCUGCUCAAGGCCCUGGCCAGGGAGCUGAGCCAGCUCGGAGAGACGGAGCUGCACCCCACCCAGCAGCCCAACGGAGAGAGCACAGCGGGUGCGUCUGAUGACAAUCACCAUAAUGACGUCAUCCCUCAGCUCUUCCACGAGGAGAUGGAGCUCUGCACUGAUCUCAUCGAGUCCUAUCCGGGCCACGAGACGCUGUGGUGCCACAGGCGACACGUCUUCUACCUGUGGCAGCAGUGGCGGAGGGAGCACCUGCAGGGGGCAGAGUCACAAUCUCCACCUCUCACCCACACCGAUGUCCUCCUCAGCAAGGAGCCCUGUGAUGACAGCAGCGCCUCCCAGACCAUGGAUGUUGACUGUGUUCUUGAUGGGAGCAAACACGGAAGCUACACGCAGGACACCAAACGACUAAAGCGGGGACCACUGCUUCCCCACCCCGCACUUCCCUCCGAGCACAUGUUUGUCUCUAGAAUCCUCACGGGCUGCCGGAGCACCGAGCAAAACCGCUUUGCCAUUGCCUACAGGAAGUGGCUGGACUCAGUUCUAGGUCAGUAGAGUGAGAAAUGCUCCGCCCACCAUGAUGUGGGAGAACUGUGAUAGGUUAACUUAUUUCUGGCUCCAACUGCCCACACCCGGUUCUCUGAAAACCGCUGGACUUGGCCGGUUUGUCAGAGCUACUCUGCCAGAGCAAAUUCCCGCUCCUGAUGAAAACCCAUGGCCUGUCUCGGCAGUCUAAGCCUGGUCUGUUUCAGCUGUUUAGUUCAGGUACUGGAUAUCUCAGGUCUGUUUUCAGUGUGCAAUCCUCUUUCCUCUAUCAAAACUUUUUUUUUUUUUUUAUAGUUUUGUUUUUAUGUUGUCUUCCACCACAAAUCAAUUACAGUAUGCACUCAUCAUGUUGUCUGCAGUUUUACUAUUCCUGCCGGGAAUCUUAAAUGCACACUAUGGUGCACACUUGAAGGGAACACUGAGAGCCCAAAGUGAUUCUGACCCAGUUUCCCUCUUUUGUUUAAUUGAGGGUAGACUGGCACUUGAAUCCAGUCUACUGCUCCUCUUUGAACUUUUAUACAGAAGCGUGAAUAUUUUUCAAUGAUUACCUAGACGUUUUGGUACAAUCAGUAAUGUGAGCACAAUCAUUUUAAAGAUUCCUGGAGCCAUUUGAUAUGAAAUAUUAGGGCUAAAAACAGACAUUUUCAUAAGUUUUAAUAAUCUUAAAUCAAUAAAAACAGUCACAACAGACAGAAUUUCUAUGCGCUGUCCUCAUUCAGGUGAGUAUUUGUGUUAUAUGACAUAUCUGUUGCAGGGUCAGCAUGUCUUCAGUUAAUGCAGAUGAUUUUUGGGGGUUUGAGAAUAAAUGUUCCUGAAGCACAUCAUCAAGGCCACAUUGUCACAUGGACUAGCCUCAGCAUUUAAGCACAAGUUUUGGGUUAUAGCUCAUCCAGGUGGUCUCUCAGAUUCAUGGGUUUUCAUGAUGAAAGGGAAUAGCAGAAGAAGGAAUAAGAGUUUUCUCAGCUUGGCCCAAAUGUGGCUGCAGACAUAAGAUGCUGCCACAUUCAAGCCCAUCUCGUGCAGAAUGGUGCUUAUUCUCUGCACUGGGGGAGUGUGGACCCCUGAGGGGCCUAGGUUCACAAAUGCUGCUUUUUGUUUAACACUAUUUUGAACUUAAUAUAUUUAUGCAAAUAUAAAAAGUGAAAUGUUGUUGGCUUCACUUAUGUGAUGAUUUAUUAAAGCUAAAAAGCUUUUAGACCGUUAUGGUUGACUCACUGUUACUCCGUAAUUAUUAAACUUGUAAUAAACUUUGAAGUUUCGCAGGCUCAGUCUUGCAUUGACAACUUAAUUCUUUCAAAGCUUACUUGGAGUAGGUUGUGAAAAUCUGAUUAGAUAUUAUUAUAUCUCUCUCUUUGGAUUAGUACAUAUGCAAAACUAUUCUUGUUAGGUGAAAUCAUUUUAACAUGUCUUUCAACAUAUCUGUAAGACUUGCAGAGUUCGAUCUUAAGUUUCACAUCAUGAGAGGUAUUACUGUUCUGUUUUUUUUUUUUCUGUUUUUUUUUUUUUUUUUGCACAUUUGCACAAGAACUAGAUUUAUGAAAGUAGUUGAGUUACAUAACUUCUAGACUGACUCUCAGACUUUAUAAAGGGCCAUGUCAGAGUGCUUUUGUCUGUUCCUGUAUGUCUUGGAACAUAUAUGUGUGUAUAGAUAACAGCUUUUUCUAACCUCCCUUACACCUGCUGUUAAACAAACUGCUCCUAAUAGAGUCCUGUACUGAAGAAUAGUCUAAAACUGGAAUGCAUCUGCAACAAAUGCCUUUAUAUUUUGUCACUUUGACCUGAAUAGUUAUCUUUUUGCAUGUACAUUGUGUAUUGGGAUCAAGGCCACAUUGUCAUUGUAUUUGAUUAUUUUUUAUUAUAUAAAUAUAUAUAUAUAUAUA
Carassius gibelio (silver crucian carp) is the source of this 3251-nucleotide messenger RNA. Its product is annotated as protein prenyltransferase alpha subunit repeat-containing protein 1. The transcript is spliced from 7 exons. The coding region runs from base 238 to 1380 and encodes 380 amino acids. The record is from RefSeq and is a predicted model, not a curated record. Gene Ontology annotation, cellular component: cytoplasm. Gene Ontology annotation, molecular function: protein prenyltransferase activity. Lineage: Eukaryota; Metazoa; Chordata; Actinopteri; Cypriniformes; Cyprinidae. Gene Ontology annotation, biological process: protein prenylation.